This is a messenger RNA of Sparassis crispa, 879 nucleotides long. RefSeq lists its product as hypothetical. NCBI's taxonomy places the organism in Eukaryota, Fungi, Basidiomycota, Agaricomycetes, Polyporales, Sparassidaceae. Bases 1 to 879 code for a protein of 292 amino acids. The transcript has 5 exons. The record is from RefSeq and is a predicted model, not a curated record.
AUGGCCCGGGAAGACAACGAGGCUGCAAUUCCUCUCGACCGUACGCAAUAUGAUUUGUCCGACCAAGACAUCGAGUUUUUCGCCUCUCAAGUUGGCAUCCGUGACAGGGAUGCCCUCAAGGACCAUAUCUUGAACAUCCAAGCAGAAGCUUACGAGGUGUACCCUUAUCCGUGCAUUCGUCUUCUAUCAUUUGCCAAGCUAAGAAUAUCAUUCUGGCUCGAUUACCAGCAGCUUCUUAAGCUCGGGAAGGAGCGUAAAGGCGCCAUCUUCCUCGAAAUGGGUUGCUGCGUCGGAACUGAUCCGCGAAAGGUCGCUGCAGAUGGGUUCCCUGCCGAGAACAUAAUCGCAUCUGAUAUCGAACCAGGUUUCUGGGAACUGGGCCACAAAUUGUUCAAAUCUACCCCGGAGACGUUUCCAGCGCGGUUCGUCCCAGGAGACGCACUCGACCAAUCGUUCCUCCAAGUGGUUCCUCCCUUCUAUUCCCCCCCAAAUACCGCGGUUCCAGCACUGUCUUCUUUAACGACCCUGACCCCCCUCGCAGGACACGUCUCCGCCAUCCAUUCGGCAUUAUUCUUUCACCUCUUCGAUGAGGCCCAGCAACUGCAACUCGCCCGUGCGCUCGCAGGGCUUCUCUCGCCAGAACCGGGGUCCCUCCUCUUCGGCGCGCAUGGAGGGCGCGUGCAGAAGGGGCUUGGCUCGCCGAUAUCGCGGGGGAGGCGCAUGUUCUGCCACUCCCCGGAGAGCUGGGCGGAGCUGUGGAACGGUCAGGUGUUCCGUAAGGGCACGGUGGAGGUCAACAGUCGGCUGGUGGAGGUGAGCUUGCCCACUACAGAGGGGGAAGAAUUUACGUUGUUGGUCUGGUCCGUUGUAAGACUAUAG